This is a messenger RNA of Brassica oleracea var. oleracea, 784 nucleotides long. Its product is annotated as B3 domain-containing protein At3g18960. Bases 36 to 662 code for a protein of 208 amino acids. NCBI's taxonomy places the organism in Eukaryota, Viridiplantae, Streptophyta, Magnoliopsida, Brassicales, Brassicaceae. The transcript is spliced from 3 exons. Gene Ontology annotation, molecular function: DNA binding. The record is from RefSeq and is a predicted model, not a curated record.
UCUUCGGGAAAGUUAAAGAAAAAAAGGGAGGAAAAAUGGUUACUACACGGCAAACGAAGGCCAGAGUCACAACAGCCUUUCACCGACGGCCACAACCGGAGCCAGAUUCUUCGGUCAAGAAGUUCUUCAAGGUGGUUUUACCCUCAACAGUGAAGAGAAACAUGCUGAUGAUUCCACCAAGAUUUGUGAUACUACAAGGGUCUACACUCUCUGAAUUCGUUACAUUGGAGACUCCUGUAGGAUUCAGGCGUUCCAUAAAGCUUAAACGGAUAGGUGAAGAGAUUUGGUUACAGGGCGGUUGGAGUGAGUUUGCAGAGGCUCAUUCCAUCAGCGAAGGCCAUUUUCUCUUCUUCGACUACAAAGGAAACUCAACUUUCAGUGUAAUGAUCUUCAAUGUUUCGGCUUGCGAGAUCGACUAUCCACUGGAUGCAGUUCAUAUCAGUGACAGCGACGAUGAGGUGAUGGACGUUACAGACGAAGGGUUUCUUGGAACUCAAGGUACAAGAAGAAAUGAUCAGGGUGGUGGUACAAACCCCAAGAAGAGACCAAGAGACGAUGAGUUUGAUAAGAUUCUAAAUGAUGUUGAUGAGAUCAAUUCAAUCAAACUGCUUGAGGAAGAAGAAGAAGGCAAGAGAGUCUUCAGAGGACAACAGUUCUUCUAACAGAACAGAGACCUUGCAUGUGUUUCUGUUGUGUAAUGUAAAAUAUUCUACUAAAUGAAACUUGAACUGCGAAUUAGUUUCUGAUCUAAACAAAGCUGUAACCAGGUCUUGUUUUGAUCCUU